AUGUCGGACAUAACACAGGACUGGGCCCCAGACUCUUGGAGGUCAAAGCCCAUUAAACAAUGUCCCGAAUAUCCAAACCAAGAAGCACUGAAGAAGGCGACGACGCAGCUCAAGCGGCUCCCGCCCAUCGUGCACCCACGUGAGAUCGAGCGGCUCAAGGAGCUACUAUCAGAUGUUGCCCAUGGCAAGGCCUUCCUUCUGCAGGGUGGCGACUGCGCCGAGCUGUUUGACUACUGCGAACAGAGCACCAUAGAGUCCAAGAUCAAGCUGCUCUUGCAGAUGAGCUUGGUCCUGAUUUGGGGCGGAAACAAGCGGGUCGUCCGCAUAGGCCGCAUGGCUGGACAGUACGCAAAGCCCAGGUCCAGUCCGACCGAGAUUGUCGACGGCUGCGAGGUUCCCUCCUUCCGGGGAGAUAUCCUAAACGGUUUCCCGCUUGACCAGCGAGAGCUGGACCCCGGGAGGAUGGUGCAAGCGUACCACCACUCGUCCGCUACGCUCAACUACGUGAGGGCGUCAAUCUCUUCGGGAAUCGCGGACCUGCACCGCCCACUGGACUGGGGUCUCGGCCAUGUGCGCGACGCUACCCUCAAGGCAAAGUACGAACAAGCUGUCGACUUCUUGACAGAGUCGCUGCGCUUCAUGCAAACCAUCGGUGCCGACAAGAGCCCCAAUCUCGGCACGGUAGAACUGUAUACCAGUCACGAGGGUCUGCUGCUCGAGUACGAGGAGCCCCUGACGCGUCUGCUCGAGAAUCCCUCCACGGCAGCCAAAGAGGACGAGGCGACGCCGGGCAAGAAGUACUACGACACGUCGGCUCAUUUCCUCUGGAUCGGAGAUCGCACUCGUCAGAUUGACGGCGCCCAUGUCGAGUUUUUCCGCGGCAUCGCGAACCCCAUCGGCGUCAAGGUCGGCCCCAGCACACCCGCUUCCGACUUGCUCUCUCUACUACGGAAGCUCAACCCCGACCGCGAGGCGGGAAAGAUAACGCUCAUCACACGCUACGGCGCCGAUCGUGUUGCCGAACUGCUGCCCGCGCACAUUCGCGCCGUCGAGGACAGUGAGUACCGUGGGUUAGCCGUGUGGCAGUGCGACCCGAUGCACGGCAACACUCGGUCCGUUGGGAAUUUCAAGACUAGGGAGUUCAAAGACAUUUUCGAGGAACUGUCUCAGACACUCAGGAUCCACAAAGAAGAGGGCUCCUACCUCGGAGGCGUUCAUCUCGAGCUCACAGGCGAUGCCGUCACAGAGUGCCUGGGCGGUGCCGCAGAACUAGAGGCCUCGGAUCUGCCGACAAACUACACAAGUUUCUGCGACCCCAGACUCAACGAGAAACAGGCCUUGGAGCUGGCAUUCCUGGUGGCCGAUCACUAUCGCAAGGGUAGGACACCACCGACUUGCUGA
Messenger RNA from Pyricularia grisea, 1401 nucleotides. RefSeq lists its product as uncharacterized. Bases 1 to 1401 code for a protein of 466 amino acids. Gene Ontology annotation, molecular function: 3-deoxy-7-phosphoheptulonate synthase activity. The transcript has a single exon. The record is from RefSeq and is a predicted model, not a curated record. Gene Ontology annotation, biological process: aromatic amino acid biosynthetic process. Lineage: Eukaryota; Fungi; Ascomycota; Sordariomycetes; Magnaporthales; Pyriculariaceae.